AUGGCGACAAAACCAUCGACAGCCCGAAAGGAAGCAUAUAGAUGGCGACGGUGGCUUGACCAUCUGAGCGAGUCUCCAAGCUCGACCAACCCCGCCAUCCAGAGCCGUUACGUUGAUAUGCUGCUCGAGACAGAGAAAAUACCCAUACUGCAUAAUCUGAUUGCAUCCAGCUGUACCUGGCUUCUCCUAGCGGGAUUCUUGGUCUUCCCAGGCACAUUUUCUACGCUGCAAGACACCGCGCUGGUUGAUGGAUUGAAGGGCCGGAGACGGGAUAAUGAGAUGAUAUCUGAUGCUAUCGAGAACCCCCCUCUCCUUGGCCUAGCCGUAGCGUCAUGCGCCCUCGGUACCGCUGGCUGCGGCUGGCUUUGGUGGAGGUGGCGGUCGAAUCUCAUCUGGCCGACGCGCCAGAUUUUCCUGUAG
Molecule: messenger RNA, 420 nt
Organism: Aspergillus luchuensis
Lineage: Eukaryota; Fungi; Ascomycota; Eurotiomycetes; Eurotiales; Aspergillaceae
Exons: 1
Coding region: 1-420 (139 amino acids)
Source: RefSeq, a predicted model, not a curated record